UGGAAGGAUGCGCUCAGCGGCUAGUUUAUGGCUGACACUGCAAUGGACCUAAAAACCGGUGGACUACUCGUACCACCAACUGUUAAGAAUUCCAGCUGUUCCCAUCCACGCUAUACCAGCCACAAUUUCAUUGCACACAUCGGCAUUGCGGAGACCAUCGAGGCGGUGCUCAUACUCAUACUAACGCUGGGCGUGAUUGGUGCCAAUGCGCUGGUCAUAUUCGUAAUAAACAAUCGUCGCUAUUCACCAUAUAUACAUCAGCAGCCACGUUAUCUACUCACCUCCUUGGCAUUAAAUGACCUCACCAUCGGACUGCUUAUCACACCGUUUGGACUGUUGCCAGCAUUAUUUCAUUGUUGGCCGUACGGCGAGAUAUUUUGCCAAAUACAGGCCUUACUUCGCGGUGCGCUAUCUCAACAAAGUGCAGUCAUAUUGGUCUGCAUGGCUGUCGAUCGAUAUAUGUGUGCGCUGCAUCCGCGAAAAUAUUAUCAGCAUUCUAGUAAAAAGGGCUGCGUUGCUGUGCUGAGCUUAACAUGGAUCAUCAGCUUGACGGUGUUCGGUUUUCUGGUGCUGCCGAAAGGCUAUUACUUCAACAACACCGGCCUCAUGGCCUGCGAACCAUUCUACAGUAAGCCUUCAUAUCGCAUAUUGGCCACCUGCGCACUCUACUUCCCCACCACCAUGGUAUUAAUGUACUGUUACGGCUCGAGUUUUCAUAUGAGCCGUUUCCGGUUAAACGAUCCAACGAUGCCACUAACAGCUGCGGUACAUCAUCCGCAUCUCGGACAUCCGCCGCACUUGUUACAACACUCGAUGCACGGCGGCCAACACAUACAUCAUGGUGGCACUGCUGGUGGUGUUGGUGGUGCUGGUGUUUUAAGUCAUCAUGGCCUACCGCCGGGCACUACAACGCUACCAAAUACGCCUGUAAUGAAUCUCAGCAUGGCGAUGAGUAUGGGUUUAGGCAUGGGGGGGAUGAGUGGCAUGACAAAUAAUGUUACAAAAAAGAUUGUUCCCAUCCAGGAAAAACACUCUGCUGGCAACACAUCACGCUCUAUGGCUGCCAUUUCUCUGGGUUUCAUUGUUAUGGUCACACCGUGGACGAUACAGGAGAUUGUCACUGCCUGCACGGGUUCGAAGCUGCCACCCUUUUUGGAUUUCAUAGUAACUUGGACUGCCUUAAGCAACAGUUUGUGGAAUCCUUUUAUGUAUUGGCUUCUUAAUUCGGAUUUUCGACGGCUGAGUAAACAUCUGAUGCCGAACAUGUGCUUUCCCACCGAGGACACGCCCGAACACAAAUCACCCUGUUGUCACAUCAAUUCUGAUUUUGAAAUCACAACGUUGCCACUGCCGCCGGAACCGCCUACCGGACGGCCACCAAAGGGAGGUAACAGCGCGGACGUUGCCGGUGAUAACAAUGGCAGCGAAGGAGGCAACAGUUCAAGUGCUGGAGGCGGCAGUAGCAGAGGUGGUGGCAGUGGAGGCCUACGUGGUGGCUCAGUGUUGGGUAUUUGUGCGAGAGCACGCACCAACAGCCUCAGUCGUAGCGCGUCACAGCAAGCGCGUAAGAAUAUCAACAGCGGAGGUUGUACCAACAGCAGUCACGGCCAUCACAGUCACAGCCAUCAUGGUGGUGGUAGCGGUUUGAAUUACACAAGCGUGCGGCCUGACAUCGAAGGUCUUUCCGAAAAGUACUGGGGUGAAAUACUCGAACGCACUGUUAGCUCAGGCAGCUUGCAUGCAUUGACGAAGAGCUUCCCACACACAGCGCCGCAUCACUACUACGUACACCACCAACCGAUACAUCAACAUACGCUGCCGCCACCACAUACAGGAACAAUGACGACGUCGUUUAGCAAACACAGCGAAAUGAAUCUCAACUUGGCGUUGGCUGAGCAUGAACGUCACGCGGCGGCGUUGCACGAUGCAAGUGGUAUUGGUGCAAGCGGCGCGCUCAACGCCUAUGAGCUCAGCAAAUUUUCCAGUUCAGAGCCAAAACUUUGCGAACAUAUCUACCAUGAUGCCAGCUGUGCCAAAAAUAAAUCAGCUGCGCUGGGCGGUAGUGGCAUCGGUGACGAUGUCAAAAUGUCAACGGGCAACGCGUCCGCAACAGCGGCGACGGCGAGCGGACGCAGCAUACCGGAUAUUUAGUACGCGGAGAAUGUUAUAUUAGCAAACAAUCAAAUGGCGCGCAUCUGUGCGCGAGGCGCCAACUGUGCUGGGACAAUGGGUGGCGCGGGAGCUGCUGAUGUUAGUGCUGCUGGCACUGGUCGCAGCAACACUUUAACCACAACGCGUGUAGCUUGUCAUAGCCCGCCUGGGCGCAGCAUGUCCGUAUUAGUCGCCAUGCCGAUGGCCGAGUACCGGAAGUAGGCGACGAAAAGUACGGGACGCGACAGUGUUGCAGUUGCAAUAGAGCCGGAAAUGCAGUAAGCCAAAAUAUAGUACCAAGUGAAAAUUUGCGCCAGAAAUGAAGAAUGCCCAGACCGAAGUGGUAAGAAAAUAAUCAGCAUAAAAGCGUGGCUGACAGCACAGAUUACGAGCCAAAAGUAAAAGCAGACUAAGAGCAUUCUGUGUAGUGCUCAGUUGUCUCGUGUGGCGCCACCAAAAUUUCCCGGGAAAUUUGCGGAGACUCAAUAGCUAACCUUUAAGUAA
Messenger RNA from Ceratitis capitata (Mediterranean fruit fly), 2655 nucleotides. Its product is annotated as 5-hydroxytryptamine receptor 1B. The coding region runs from base 28 to 2151 and encodes 707 amino acids. Gene Ontology annotation, molecular function: corazonin receptor activity. Gene Ontology annotation, biological process: neuropeptide signaling pathway. The transcript is spliced from 10 exons. The record is from RefSeq and is a predicted model, not a curated record. Lineage: Eukaryota; Metazoa; Arthropoda; Insecta; Diptera; Tephritidae. Gene Ontology annotation, cellular component: membrane.